CGACAUCUCAGCGAAUUUUUUUUUAUUUCGCGGGUGCGGGUUGAGAGGAGAACACAACAACAACAGACCACACAAGAAGCGAUAAGCACCAACAACCCAGCCAGAGGAGACAGGCAACAACAACAGACUUUGACUUGGCUGCCUGCCUACCCUCCGCAACCGCCACACAAACAAAGAGCACACCAAGCACGAAACAGCCCAAGACACCCAAUUCACCAAACAGCGUGGACACAAGCCAGCUGUUGGAUUUGCACAGCGUCCCUGUUCCGUUUCCAAGCCAGCCGGUGAAACGCCCCGUCCGAGUUCCGAAGGGAUAACGCGUUCACAAACGUCCGAUCCGGGUGCUGGUUCGUAUUCACCCCCCUCCCCCUUAGCCCACGCCCAAGUCAGCCAGGGUACAACUGUGACCCUCACCUCUGCGGCCGCCCGUGGCAUGACGCCAGUGUGGCCGUUCCGCUUGGAAGAUACAACACCAUGGCAGAACAUGUCAAAUUCAUGGAAGCGCCCGAACCGCGGCGGCCAGCCUCAGCGUCACAAAAAACACGGCAGCCCCACGUGGCACAGCCCGCGUUCCCUGUAGUGGAGGGCCCGCCCGUCGAGGCUGACGAACGGAUUGUGCCGCAGUCGAUUGUGUUACCAUCUUCGUUGAUUGACGAGGCCAAGAAAGAGAGCAAAGAGCUUGUGCCUUUGCCCCUCCUCUCCGUGCAACGCGAUGGAGAGGUUGUACCGCCGACGGCAAAACCGUCGUGGAGAACGCUGCUGCAGUCGCCGUUGGGCUCCUUCCUCACAGGCAUCAAACCAAGGGCAACCUUCAUUCAGCUCGCAGGGCACAAAGGCGACUUUGUGUCCGGUCAGGGUGGCGUCAUCUACAAGAAAUCAUCACAACUCGAAAAGGCUGCGCUCGAGGAGCUGAUGAGCGACACAUUGAAGCACUCGGUGCCGCUGUACUUCAAACCGGUCAUGUUGCGCGACGAAGACAACAAUCCCGUCGAGUACCUCGAGCUCCAGGAUCUCCUGUGCCUGUUCGACGAUCCAUCUGUAAUGGACGUGAAAAUGGGCGUACGGACGUUUCAAGAGGUCGAGGUCUCCAAAACAAAGAGACGGAUGGAUCUGCUUGGGAAGAUGGUCAAGCUGGAUCCGGACGAACCGUCCGAGGAGGAGAAGCGCGUCGGCAUCACAAAAGCAAGAUACAUGAUCUUUCGCGAGCGAUUAAGCUCCACCAACACGCUUGGGCUCAGAGUAGAGGCCAUCAAGCGCUGCGGGGAGAAACCACGCAACGACUUCCAAAAAGUCAAGGACGAAGACGAGGUGCGGAAGCUGCUUGAGCUGUACAUGCCGGAGGACCCGGCGCUGCGCCGCAUUGUUCUCCGCGGCAUUCUCGACAAGAUGACCCUCCUCAGAGAAAAGCUCACAGAGUCUGCAUUCUUCAAGUACCACGAGCUGAUUGGCAGUUCGCUGCUGUUUAUCUACGACUCCACGGGCGCCGUCGGCAUCUGGAUGAUCGACUUUGGCAAAACUUCAAAAACUGACAGUCCACUCAAGCACGACGUGAGAUGGACCAUGGGAACGAGGGAAGACGGAUAUCUGAUUGGAUUCGACAACUUGGCCCGUAUGCUCAGGUCACUUUCCGGCGCUCAAUGAAGCCAACAACACGCAGGCCACCAUCCCCAUCCCCCUCUUCUACGCACAAAUACAUACACAUACAUACAUUCAUUCAUUCAUUCAUACGUACACACUCUCUCUUCCCCCGCCCCUUUAGAAGCGCUUGCUCGCUGUAGUUAUUCUUGCGUUGCCAGACAGACACCCUUUCCCCCCCCCCUUCCCUCCCUCCUUCUCUCCAUCUGCUUGCGUGCUUGCUUGUUGGUUUACUUUCUUUGUAUCCUCUCUUUCACUUGCGUCGCUUCCUUCUUCCUUCCUGUUCUGCGUGGGUGCACCCUCCUGUUAUGUCCGCCAGCGCACACGUGUUUUUUUGCAUGUGUACAUAUGUGCAGUCGAUGGUGUGUGCUGUUGGUGCUUCCGCUGCCCCCGCCCCCCCCCCCCACACACACACAAUGCCGCC
Molecule: messenger RNA, 2059 nt
Organism: Salpingoeca rosetta
Lineage: Eukaryota; Choanoflagellata; Craspedida; Salpingoecidae
Exons: 18
Coding region: 475-1641 (388 amino acids)
Biological process (GO): inositol phosphate biosynthetic process
Cellular component (GO): cytoplasm; nucleus
Molecular function (GO): inositol tetrakisphosphate kinase activity; inositol-1,4,5-trisphosphate 3-kinase activity
Source: RefSeq, a predicted model, not a curated record